This is a messenger RNA of Strigops habroptila (Kakapo), 4412 nucleotides long. RefSeq names its product beta-1,3-glucuronyltransferase 1 (gene B3GAT1). Gene Ontology annotation, cellular component: Golgi membrane. Gene Ontology annotation, biological process: chondroitin sulfate proteoglycan biosynthetic process; carbohydrate metabolic process. The record is from RefSeq and is a predicted model, not a curated record. The transcript is spliced from 7 exons. Gene Ontology annotation, molecular function: galactosylgalactosylxylosylprotein 3-beta-glucuronosyltransferase activity. NCBI's taxonomy places the organism in Eukaryota, Metazoa, Chordata, Aves, Psittaciformes, Psittacidae. The coding region runs from base 607 to 1611 and encodes 334 amino acids.
CCUCCUCUGGCAGGGGGGAGGGCACUGCUCUGGAUACAAAGCAGCCACGCUCUGGCUCCUUCCUCCUCCUCCUCCUCCCUGGUUGCACGUCCCCUCCUCUCCCGCUCUCUUCCUUACGCUGCAGACCUGGGAAGCGGAGGUGCCCGGAGGAGGAGGAGGAAGGAGCUCUCCAACGCCGCUGCUUUGCGAGUGGAACGGGAGGCAGAGGCAGGGAAGGAGGAUCUUGGUCGCUGCCUGGAUUGAGAGGAAUACAUACCCGAGAAAAUCAAGGCAGAAAGGAGGAGGAGGAGGAGGAGGAGGUGGCUGCGGGGAGCCCGCUCCGGUGGGCGAAGAGCCGCUUUGAAUCGUGCCUCUGUUCCCAGGGAUUAAAGCAUGAAUGGGAGCAGCUUCCCAGCCACGAUGGAGAGAGGAGGAGGCUCAGGCUGUAGGAAUAAGGUUUCCUUCCACAUGAGUCCCUGAGGUUCCUGCUGGCAGCUCCAGCAGUGUGCUGCAGAAGUGCCCGCCUGCUCCCGGGGUCAGCAGCCGAGGCCCCUCCAAACCUGCUUCUGCAAUGGGUGGGUUGUAAGCACUGGUAAUGAGGAGCUGUGGGUCCAGUCAGUCUUGGAGAUGCCGAAGAGACGAGACAUCCUGGCUAUCGUGCUGAUAGUUCUGCCCUGGACACUACUAAUCACCGUCUGGCACCAGAGCACCAUUGCUCCGCUGCUUGCAGUGCACAAGGAUGAUGGUGGUGACUCCCAGCGUGAUCUCGCUGCAGGCUUGGACUCCAAGGAAUACUGCCUGUCGGAGCGGGACAUAGUGGAGGUGGUGAGGACAGAGUACGUUUAUACCCGCCCGCCCCCAUGGUCAGACACCCUUCCCACCAUCCACGUCAUCACCCCCACCUACAGCCGGCCUGUGCAGAAGGCAGAGCUCACCCGCCUGGCCAACACCCUCCUGCACGUCCCCAACCUGCACUGGAUCCUGGUGGAGGACUCCCAGCGCCGCACGCCCCUCAUCACCCGCCUGCUGCGGGACACGGGGCUCAACUACACCCACCUCAACGUGGAGACCCCGCGCAACUACAAGCUGCGGGGGGACAUGCGGGACCCCCGCAUCCCCCGCGGGACCAUGCAGAGGAACCUUGCCCUGAGGUGGCUGAGGGAGACCUUCAACAAGAACAGCAGCCAGCCUGGCAUUGUCUACUUCGCCGAUGAUGACAACACCUACAGCCUGGAGCUCUUUGAGGAGAUGCGCAGCACCAGGAAGGUGUCGGUGUGGCCGGUGGCCUUUGUCGGAGGCCUGCGCUACGAGUCCCCCCGCGUGAACGCCGCGGGGAAGGUCUAUGGCUGGAAGACGGUGUUCGACCCGCACCGCCCCUUCGCGAUAGACAUGGCAGGCUUCGCUGUGAACCUCAGGCUCAUCCUCCACAGACCUCAGGCGUACUUCAAGCUGCGAGGAGUCAAGGGGGGCUACCAGGAGAGCAGCCUGCUGCGGGAGCUGGUCACCCUGAACGACCUGGAGCCGAAAGCUGCCAACUGCACUAAGAUCCUAGUCUGGCACACAAGGACAGAAAAGCCGGUGCUGGUGAAUGAGGGGAAGAAAGGAUUCACAGAUCCCAACGUGGAAAUCUGACUGCGUGGCUGAACGAGACCAACAGGAGAUCUCUUCAUGCACAGCCUGCAAGGUUCCUCUCCACAGCAUCCAAGCAGCCAGAUGUGCAGAAGCCAAGGACCUCUGCUGACUUCCAAGAGUUCUUAGUGUACUGCAAACAAGCAACACUGCAUCCAUAGACUGCCCGGGUUCCCCUGCCCUUCCUCCUGGACUCUGAGCACAACCAGACACUGGAGGUGGAGAAAAGCACAGAAAACACAGGACUGCCACCAGCUUCGGCACCAGAGCAGCUGCCUUGCGAGAGGAGAUGCUCGGUUUGGGAGCAGUGGAUGCAGGGCAGGAUGCACUGAGGACGUGGCACUGCUGGGGUGGUGGUUUAGACUGAAGGGGCUGUUUCACAGGACCUGAAGGCGAGGGUGAGGAUGGCCACAGGAGUGUGCUGGCCCCUGGUGACUUGUUCCUGAGACACACGUACGUUGUGGCUAUGUGUGCCUGAGAGCCUGACCAGCUCUCUGCUCAUGGAGGGGACAGCCACCUGCUGAGAUGGCACCUUAGCCCUUAAUUUUAAACCUACUUUAAUCAGUGUUUAUUACGCUGCACAAGACAGGAAGGGUUUGGGGGAGGGUGAAAAGCAAGGCAGGUUAGAACAGGCCCAGCAAGUAUCUCUGUUCUCUUUGUAUUCCCCCUCCUUUCCCUUCAUUAGUUUCAUGGUUUGGAGGGCACUGACAUACCUCUGCGUUCAUAGAAUGGUUUGUGUUGGAAGGGACCUUAAAGCUCACCCAGUUCCAACCCCUGCCAUGGGCAGGGACACCUUCCACUAGAGCAGGUUGCUCCAAGCCCCUGUGUCCAACCUGGCCUUGAACACUGCCAGGGAUGGGGCAGCCACAGCUUCUCUGGGCACCCUGUGCCAGCGCCUCAGCACCCUCACUGUAAAAGAAGCUCUUCCUUUUACCUAGUCUAAAUCUCCCCUUUUAUUUUACACCAUUCCCCUUGUCCUGUCCCUCCAUCCCUUGCCCAAAGCCCCUCUCCAGGUUUCCUGGAGCCCCUUUAGGCACUGGAGCUGCUCUAAGGUCUCCCCUUCAGGAGCCUUCUCUUCUCCAGGCUGCCCCAGCCCAGCUCUCUCAGCCUGGCUCCAGAGCAGAGCUGCUCCAGCCCUCGUAGUGUUCAAGGCCAGGUUGGAUGGGGCUUGGAGCUUGGAGCAACCUCGGGCAUGUCAACCACCCCACUGAGCUUGGGGUCACCUGCAGACCUGCUGAGGAUGCCCUCCAUGCCCCUGUGUCACUGCUGAAGAUGCUAAACAGCGCUGGUCCCAGUACAGAACUGUGAGGUUCAGCAGUCUCCUUCUGGACAUGGAGCUGUUGCCCACUCCCAGCUGACCAUUAUUCCUGGAUGGAUGUAUGGUUACAGCAUGUGGUUCUCUAUUCAUCCAUGUUAAAGCAACUGGGAGUGGGGUUUAAUGAGAGUGUUGUGGCCAUACACCAUAACCCUUGAUCCAGUCUCAAAUCCCACUUCAUAUGAGUGUUAGGUGUGGGAUUCUCUGAAGGGUGCUCUUCCCUAAAGCCUCAUUUCCACCCUUAAAAAAUAAGGUUAACUGCUUAAAAUGAGGGAUUUAAUGAUAAAAGCUGAUUUUAGGCAUACUGGAAUGUAUCCUUCAGCCCCAGCCCCUUUUUCAGAGCCAGGCCACACAACUGCUGGAGCAGUUCCAGAGGUAACUUGUGAUGGAUCGAGCAGCACCCUUGUAAAGGCAAUCCUGUGCUUAUAGUGCUCUUCAGCACCUGGCUCGAGGUAGGUUGAUAAACUAUCUAUGUCAAACGAGUCACCUCUAGUGUGUUCUGAACAUCAAGGGACCCGAGAUAGCUCUGAUGGAAGCGUGUUCUCUGAUGAAACUGUGUUUUGCUCCUCAGUGAGACACAGGACUGAGCAAUGCAGAAGAGGAACCUGGGUGCUACUACCUUGGUUGGCUCUGUAGUUGAGAUUGACACACUUGCUGAGGAACACAUUGAGGUACAACAUCCCCUUUCUCCCCUUUAACAACACCCAGAACUUACCUCCCCUUUCAUGUUGUAUUUAAACCUUUGAUCAACCCCCCCACCGUCAUUGUCCCAAUUCCUUCAAAAAGGUCUGAAGCACAAUUUUACCUUUGAAAUGAGGGGGAAAGUAACCCUGGAAACGUUGUGUAUUUCCUCAGAUCUCAAACAAUCUAUUUUUGGUAAGUUAUUUCCUCCCACUGUGUAUCAAGCCCUUGGGAAGAGUGGCAUUCCCCAGCUCCCAGUCCCAAAGCCUUACAGAACUGCUCCUUUAGGUGCGCUGGCUGAAGAGCUACUUGGCUAGAAAGCUGCUGGCUGCUCUAUGGGAAUGGGGGGUGUUAUCUUGUGUGAAAGCAGUAGCCAUCUGCACUGCAGCAGAUUGACUCUGUUAUUGGAUGAACCCCCCAAGCUCACUUCAGUCUGCAAAGCCUAGAGUACAAAGAGACACUUGGAAAAGGACUACAACAAGUUUUCCUACCAUUGGAAUCAUUUCCAACUGCUGCGUCCUCUCCCAGCUGCAUGUUUGGUUUCACUCAUCGUAAUUCCAGUCCCUGCUGGGUUGCAACCUUCCCUCCUUGGAAGGGAAAGGCUCGAGUCCUGAACACAACCAUACAUGCUCCACUGGUCACACCAGCCUGGACCCUUCCAAUGUGCAGAGAGGCCACGGUGGUCCUGGGGAGCAGAGCGCGGUGUGUGGGGUGAGAGCAGGAUGGAUGGAGGGUGGUCCAGCUGCACUGUCCUCAGUUUGAAACAAACUGUACUGACAUUUGUUAAAUAAAACUAUGGUUUCUAAGA